AUGGACGAGCCCAUUUUCACCCGAGACGGCAUCCCUGUUUACUUCGCUCUGCACUACUCAAUCAAAGGACUCGAGACCAUACAGGCUGUGUCUGAUAAGAUAUGGGCUAACGGUGGCGAUGUAUUAGACGACGAUGACGGAGUUGAAAUCAUUCUCAUCGACCCUACCGCCGUAGGGACAAGCCAACGUUACCUGCAGGAUGCAUACGACUCCCAUCCUGAUAUCAAAAAGCGUCAGAUAUGGAUUAAGGAAAUGUCUUUUGUCGACGAAUGCAUAGAAGCGGGUUUCUUCCAUUUGGAACCUCCACUCAAAAGGGCGAUGCCUGGAUUUCCUCCCGGGAGGGGAAGGAUCGCAUAUACACACGAAGAUGACGAGAAUUUGUGCAAACAUUUAGCUCGUACCCUUCCGAAUCCCGCCUCCGGUGGUCGUCAAUCCCUAAAUUUUUACAAGAAGCUGGUCUCCUAUCCCAAGUGUGUGAAAGGGGUUUAUGAAUGGACCAGCAGACAUACAGCUCAGAGUUGGCGAGAACACUACAAGAAGAAUCAAGCUCGUCUCGACUCACGAAUUGCUGAAAUCGUUGCUCUAGAAGGAAUCAAUUCCAAGGCCCUUUAUCAUAAAGGCCGACUGCUUCCAGGCGAAGAAGGGCAAGAGGUAGAUGAAGAUGAAGAUGAAGAGACUUAUGAUGAGAUUCAUGAAGUCGAGUCCAGAAAUAACUUUAGGCGAAUAUUUACGAAGGGAAGGGGACGCGUCGUACAAGGCGAGCAUCUACCUGAAGAGGAGGAAAAUCUGGAAGAGGAAAAUUUGGACGAAGACGAAGACGAUGCCCAAGCUACUUCAAAGUCUCGCACACCUAAAUCCAAAUCCCACAACCGCUCUGAACCUCAACCCACCCGUGCUGAUACACCGGACGGUAUGCGCGAGCCAGGAAUUUCCCAAACCUUGGUCAACAUAAACCCCCCUACACAACCACCUAAUCAGGAUGAAGAUGGCAUGGAGGAAUUUUCUGUUCCUACUGCGUUAGAGGGUGGAGUGGACCCUGAAAAUGCGCAACCGUUCACGUUCUCACUCGAACAGCUAAUGCCGUUAGCCGGCGCAGGACCAAACGAUCGACUUUCAGUUGACCCUCCUGCACUCGAAGACCCACCUUAUUAUAAUACACGGUCUCGAGCACGCUCCCGGUCUGCAUCCGUAGAGCCUCUUCCUCUCCCUCCUGCUCCAUCACGCAAGACACGGAAAGUACCUGAACCUUCGCAAACAUUACCGCCCCUUCGUGAAGCUUCGCAUGAACCAGAAUCCUUACCCUCCAAAAUGGAGUAUGAGCACGAGCAUGACCCUCUGUUCUCGGACUCUGAAUCUCAACCGGAAUCACAGCCAAACCCCCAAACGGCAACGAUUGAAUCGCGCAAACGAGGGCGAGCCGGGGACGACGACGAGUCAGAAGACGAUAGGCAAGUACGGAUGAUGUUAGAAAAAGCUCAGAACGAGUCUGUCCGAACUGAGCCCGCCGUUGCGACUCCUGCUCGUGGACUGGGGCGUGGACAAUCGAGAAAGCGGACGCCGUCUGUGGUACCUGACACGCCCGCUCGUGGACGUGGACGAAGAAAGCAGACACCUUCAGUGGCAUCUGAAAGCAGUGGUUCAGUUGUGCCUGUCGAUGGAACCCGGGCUAGUGCCCAGAAGCAAAAGAGGACCAAGGAAGAGACGUACAAUACGAUCUUCAAACCUAUACCCGGUACAGAGGCAGCACGUCAGGCUGAACGACUGGGAAGAUCAUAG
Molecule: messenger RNA, 1776 nt
Organism: Lentinula edodes (shiitake mushroom)
Lineage: Eukaryota; Fungi; Basidiomycota; Agaricomycetes; Agaricales; Omphalotaceae
Exons: 4
Coding region: 1-1776 (591 amino acids)
Source: RefSeq, a predicted model, not a curated record